This is a messenger RNA of Miscanthus lutarioriparius, 459 nucleotides long. The record is from the annotation of a GenBank genome assembly. NCBI's taxonomy places the organism in Eukaryota, Viridiplantae, Streptophyta, Magnoliopsida, Poales, Poaceae.
AUGGCGGCCCUGGAAGCCAACAGGGGGUGGCUGCAAGCCAAGGUCUCCAUCAACAACGCGCUCGCCACGGACGCCACCACGCAAACACCACCACGGCACGGCGACUUCUUCCGCGUCGGCGAGUGUGAGGGCCAGAAGACCAUCGACGGCGAGCGAAUGCCGCUGGUCCUGAACCCGGCGACGACGCACAAAGACCACGAGGCUCUCGUGGCCGCGCUGAGGGCCAGCAGGGAGUGGCUGGAGGGCAAGGUCAUCGCCAGCAGCGCCGUCCUGCUGCGUGGCUUUGACGUCCGCGACGCCAUGGAGUUCGACGCCGUCGUGGAGGCCAUGGGGUGGCCGGACAUUCGGUACGUCGGCCCAGCGGAUCCGCCGAAGGUGCAUCCAGAUCGAGCAAAGGCGGCGGCGGAUCGAGCAACCCCGGUAGCGGCGGAUCGAGCAACCCGCCGACGGCGCAUCUAG